This is a messenger RNA of Austrofundulus limnaeus, 2564 nucleotides long. RefSeq names its product protein phosphatase, Mg2+/Mn2+ dependent, 1La (gene ppm1la). The transcript has 4 exons. Gene Ontology annotation, molecular function: protein serine/threonine phosphatase activity; cation binding. The coding region runs from base 799 to 1884 and encodes 361 amino acids. Gene Ontology annotation, biological process: protein dephosphorylation. Lineage: Eukaryota; Metazoa; Chordata; Actinopteri; Cyprinodontiformes; Rivulidae. The record is from RefSeq and is a predicted model, not a curated record.
GCUGGAUGACGUCAUGAUUUAAUUCCGCAGUCGCAGCCAUUGGUUUGGAGUUCGCAGCUGCGCACUCUUGUCAGCACCUACACAAUAGAGCCAUGGUCAAGCUACACACCAAACAACACACUUCCACUAAUGACUUUCAAAAUAAAAGCAUGACCAUAAAAAUAGAGCAUCUUUCGCCUUUGCUGUUYUGCUUUAUUAGGUCCAACAUGUCUUACUUCCGAUCCUGCCCUCAUUGUCUCCUAGAGGUUUUGACACAUGAACAAUGAAAGCGCGUGUGUGUGCGUGUGUGGAAAAAUAUGAUAUUGAUGCGGAGGCUAAAUAGACACACUGAAGAAAAGGGGUCAGCAGCGGUGAAGGAGGACAGCGCAAAGUCGCAGCGGCUCCCCUCCACCCCGGUGACUCCUAUGUGCCUCCUGACCCUGAGGACCGCUCAUUCUASGAUGGGCUGUGGAAGCUCGGCUCAGCCCCCGGAUCAACCCUGCCGCAGCUGUUCAGAGAUCCGCGGAUAGGACCAAGGCAUCGGGACAGAGACGCGAACACAGUGGCCCGUGCUUGCCCUGCGCUCCUCACCCAAAACGAAGCAGUGCGUAAAUGCGCUCGGACAAGGUAGAAAAAGCAGCACCGGGAGGACCAUUUUAAAUAUUUGCAUCCCCUCAUCUUCAUACUGCAUCGAUUUUUAAAAUUCAUCAUUGUCCCGCAAAGCGAAUGGAGUGAAGUGUGCUUAAAAAAAGAAAAGAAAAAAAGAGAGAAAGGGGGAAAAAAGGGAGGAGAGUCAAGACUGCAGUUUGGUUGCGUGUGAUGAUAGGAGACACAAUGACGCUCUUGUCUCUUCUGGGUCGGAUCAUGCGUUAUUUUCUCCUCAGGCCGGAGACGUUGUUCCUGCUCUGCAUCAGUCUGGCGCUGUGGAGUUACUUCUUCCACACCGACGAGGUGAAGACCAUCGUCAAGUCCAGCAGGGAUGCCGUGAAGAUGGUGAAGGGGAAAGUGGCGGAGAUGAUGCAGAACGACCGCCUCGGAGGCCUCAGCGUCCUGGAUGCGGAGUUCUCCAAGACGUGGGAGUUCAAGAACAACAACGUGGCCGUGUACUCCAUCCAGGGCAGGAGAGACCACAUGGAGGACCGGUUCGAGGUGCUCACCGACAUCAGCAACAAAAGCCACCCGUCCAUAUUCGCGAUCUUCGACGGACACGGUGGAGAGGCUGCAGCUGACUAUGCCAAGGCCCACCUGCCCGAGUCUCUGAAGCAGCACCUGCAGGCCUUUGAGAGGGAGAAGAGAGACGGCGCUGUCUCGUAUGCCAGCAUCCUCGAGCAGCGUGUCCUUGCCGUGGACCGCGAGAUGCUGGACAAGCUCUCUGCCAACCACGACGAAGCAGGUACAACCUGCCUGGUGGCCCUGCUGUCGGACCGAGAGCUCACAGUGGCCAAUGUCGGAGACUCCCGGGGGGUGUUGUGUGACAAAGACGGGAACGCUGUUGCACUCUCACAUGACCACAAGCCGUAUCAGCUCAAAGAACGCAAGAGGAUCAAGCGGGCAGGAGGAUUCAUUAGUUUUAACGGGUCUUGGAGAGUUCAGGGAAUCCUCGCCAUGUCCCGUUCCCUGGGGGACUACCCACUGAAGAACCUCAACGUGGUCAUCCCCGACCCCGACAUAAUGACCUUUGACCUGGACAAGCUGCAGCCAGAGUUCAUGAUCCUGGCAUCCGAYGGCCUGUGGGACGCCUUCAGCAACGAGGAGGCGGUGCGGUUUGUGCGCGAGCGUCUGGACGAGCCUCACUUUGGCGCCAAGAGCAUCGUCCUCCAGUCUUUCUACCGGGGCUGCCCCGACAACAUCACAGUCAUGGUGGUGAAGUUUAAAAGCGGGGCUGGGGGCAGCGGCAAGGCGUAGGUCUGGGUUGAGUACAUAAACACUGAGGACUGUACUAUAGAUAAGUGCACACACAUACACGCAUAUACACUCAUACAAGUGUAAAAAAAAUUGGACAUUGAUUGAGUGACCGAUAUUUAAAAAAAAAAGAAAAACUGCAAAAGAAAACUUGUAGAUUUUUUUUCUCUUAACCAGCACGCWUCAGACUGUGAUUACUGUACUACUGUUUAAACUACAUGCAACUGACUGAUACAUCUAGUCUGAACACUUUUCAUUUUUAGAGGAGGCUACAAGUUGUGCCUGCACAAGAAAAACUGUGCAAUUACAGAUAGGUGCUGAAAAUGCAACUGCAAAAAAUCACCACCUCAGCUUGCUGCAUUUUUGAUGAUGCACUGAAAAAAUGGACACUUUCAAUAAUUUGUACGGCUCCAGCAGAUCUCUGAUUAACUUGAAAUGACCCUGUACCCCAAAUCUUACCUUUCUGAGCAUGAACCACUCACCCCGCCUGCAUACUUGAGUGGCACCUGUCAAGUSUUGAUACUGUAGUUCCAGCUGUCAUUCAGCUUCAAUUCCUCCUGGGUCUGAUGGGAUUUUAAACACAAGCUGUCACCGCGGUGGUAAUUAGGAGUCAGUCAGAGAGAGUUACAUCUUCUGCUGAUCUUUAUUUUACUUUUAGGUAACUUUUUUUUUUUAAAACAGUC